This is a messenger RNA of Ogataea haglerorum, 267 nucleotides long. RefSeq lists its product as uncharacterized. The record is from RefSeq and is a predicted model, not a curated record. Bases 1 to 267 code for a protein of 88 amino acids. The transcript is spliced from 2 exons. Lineage: Eukaryota; Fungi; Ascomycota; Pichiomycetes; Pichiales; Pichiaceae.
AUGUCUCUUACUAUGACUGAGAAAGGAACUCAUACUAUCGAGUUGGAAAAGGCCUCUGAGAAGGAACUUGUUGCUAUGAUCACCAAGCUGGCCAACAUCCUGGAGGAGAAAAGAGAGGCGGCUGGUGUAUCCGAGACAGACACCGAAUGCGGGAGGAAAGGCCAUAAACAGAAACACCGACACCACUCAAGGAAAGAAUUCGAAAAACUCGGGCGCGACUUUAGUUGCUUGGGCAAGAAACCGCGAAAACAUCCCAAAAAACUCUAA